Messenger RNA from Castor canadensis (American beaver), 2203 nucleotides. It is a transcript of the gene Islr, whose product is annotated as immunoglobulin superfamily containing leucine rich repeat. The record is from RefSeq and is a predicted model, not a curated record. Gene Ontology annotation, molecular function: protein binding. Lineage: Eukaryota; Metazoa; Chordata; Mammalia; Rodentia; Castoridae.
AGUUAACGGCUGGUUUGCUGGAGGGAGGAGUGUGCAGGCUGCCCAGCUUUCUCCCUGUGGCCCCUGUGUGGGCAGGGUGGGCACAGGCCUGCAAGCUGAAGGUGGGACAGCACCAGGCUUCUCCUUUCAUCAUAUCCUAGUCCUGCCUUGGGCUCCCUGGCCUUGCAGACUCUCUGGACAACUUGCUCCUUUGUUUUUUCUUGGUUCCAUCUUAGAAGAGGCUGCGGUUGGCUAAGAAAGAAUAGUUUGAAGGAGGUACAAUGCUGGGGAUGCGCCUGCUGUGCUGGGCAGUUCUUCUGGGUCUGACACAAGCCUGUCCCGAGCCCUGUGACUGUGGGCAGAAAUACGGCUUCCAGAUCGCCGACUGCGCCUACCGUGACCUGGAGGCUGUGCCACCUGGCUUCCCGGCCAAUGUGACCACACUGAGCCUCUCGGCCAACCGGCUGCCAGCUUUGCCAGAGGGCGCCUUCAGGGAGGUGCCCCUGUUGCAGUCACUGUGGCUAGCCCACAAUGAGAUCCGUACGGUGGCCGCCGGUGCCCUGGCCCCUCUGGGUCAUCUCAAGAGUUUGGACCUCAGCCACAACCUCAUCUCUGACUUUGCCUGGAGUGACCUGCACAACCUCAGUGCCCUCCAGUUGCUCAAGAUGGACAGCAACGAGCUGGCCUUCAUACCCCAGGAUGCCUUCCGUAGCCUCCGUGCCCUGCGCUCACUGCAGCUCAACCACAACCGCCUCCACGCGCUGGCUGAAGGCACCUUCAAGCCGCUUACCGCACUGUCCCAUCUGCAAAUCAAUGACAAUCCCUUUGACUGCACCUGUGGCAUCCUGUGGUUCAAGACAUGGGCCCUGGCCACAGCCGUGUCCAUCCCGGAGCAGGACAACAUCGCAUGUACUUCACCCCACGUGCUCAAGGGUACCCCACUGGGCCGCCUGCCACCCUUGCCUUGCUCAGCACCUUCAGUGCAGCUCAGCUACCAGCCAAGCCAGGAUGGGGCAGAGCUGCGACCUGGCUUUGUGCUGGCACUCCACUGCGACGUGGAUGGGCAGCCAGCGCCCCAGCUUCACUGGCACAUUCAAACCCCCAGUGGCACUGUCGAGAUCGCCAGUCCCAAUGUGGGUGCGGAUGGGCGUGCCCUGCCUGAUGCCCUACUGACCAGCGGCCCUCCACGCUUUCAGGCCUUUGCCAAUGGCAGCCUACUCAUCCCUGGCUUUGGCAAGCUGGAGGAGGGCACCUACAGCUGCCUGGCCACCAAUGAGCUGGGCAGUGCCGAGAGCUCUGUGAAUGUAGCCCUGGCCACACCAGGUGAGGGGGGUGAGGACGCGCUGGGGCACAGGUUCCACGGCAAAGCGGUUGAGGGCAAGGGCUGUUACACAGUUGACAAUGAGGUACAGCCAUCUGGGCCAGAGGACAACCUAGUGAUCAUCUAUCUCAGCCGCGCUGGGAGCCCAGAGGCUGCAGUAGUAGGAGCAGGAGGCCCUGGGCAGUGGCUCCCAGACUUUCUCCUACUGGGCCUGAGUCUCCUCCUUGUCCUCUUCCUGGCCUGCUUCUAGCCACACCCUGCCCAGGCUGGCUGGGGCAGCCCCAGGGCCUCCUUAACUCCUCCCCUGGCCUGGUCAAUGCCAUGGGGUCUGGAGUGGGCAGAGCCUGAGCUGGCACUGGAGGACCUCACAUUUUCCUACCUCCUCUUCUAAGCUCUUUUGGAACACUCACCACCCCAACUGCUAGGCAUGCUCAGAGCUAGUGACUAGGAUAGAACUCCAUCCCAGAACUCAGUCUCUGGGGCUAAUUGCUGCUAACAGUAUUGCCCAUGUCCCAUUGGGGGUGCAUGCUAACAGGGCAAUGCCCUAAACCCACUGGGAGUUCUAGGCACUGGGACUGACAGCUGGCGAGGGCUGUGCAGGUGGGUUGCUGGGGCAUGGCUGGGAAGGAGCUGAGAGGAUGCACAGGAGAGGGAAGAGGGUGGGACCAGUGGCUAGGGAGGCUGGAGACUCUGAAUGUCCUGCUCAGCUCUCCUGACCCCUUGAUGUUUCCUGAUGAAGGCAUGGGACUCCUGGAAGGCUGAGCCUCUCUCUGCUCUCACCCUUCCUCACUCAGCCUGUGCCCUGGACUCCUGACCUUCCUUUCUCUCCAAGUAUGCACCUGUAACCUGCCUCUCUGAAGAGGCCAGCCACCUGGGGGUGGCAGAGAAAUAAACAGCAUUUUU